Messenger RNA from Bradysia coprophila, 769 nucleotides. Its product is annotated as lipopolysaccharide-induced tumor necrosis factor-alpha factor homolog. NCBI's taxonomy places the organism in Eukaryota, Metazoa, Arthropoda, Insecta, Diptera, Sciaridae. The record is from RefSeq and is a predicted model, not a curated record.
CUUUCAUUCAGUUCAUAGCAUUUUGAAAAGAGUUUGCACUUGAAGCGAAAAUAUAAGAGAUGGCAAAUCCGGAAAAUUUCGAUUCCCCUCCGCCAUACAGUACAGUCACUGCCGAAAAUGAGAAAAAUCUGGCUCUAGUUUCACAAGACAGUGUUUUGAAUAAGAAACCAGAGCCCGCAGUGCAAACAGUGGAUCGAAUAAUUUAUGUUGGUACUCAACCUGUGGGACCAAAACCAGCGGUUUUAGUUUGUCCCUCAUGUUACGAAACGAUUCAGACAAAAGUGAAGAAAAGGGCAAGUUCCAACGCUCACAUGGCAUGCUUAUUGUUGGGUUUGUUUGGUUUCUAUCUAUGCUGCUGCAUUCCCUAUUGCAUGAAAUCUUUUAAGAACUUUCAUCAUUCAUGUCCUCACUGCGGUGCAUACGUUGGCCAAUACCAAAAUCACUAAUUCUCGUUUCAUUGACAAAUAAUUGAAUAAAGACACGUCGACAAAAUAAUCCAUCGAUUUCAAAUGAAUCAUUGCAUAGUAUAGUCUGUUGCGAGUUGUCCUUUCGCUCAUAUUGAAUGUAAAAAGCGAUUUUAUGGUUGAUUAUCGUAGGUGGGUCGGCCACGAACUCGAAUCGCAAUGUUGCCAAGCUGGGAUCGACCUGGUUUUUGUCAGGGAGCCGCCGUCAGCUAAAACUUCUUUCGGCUCUAUAAAAUUGAAUUUUGAUCCGAAUUGAGUGGGAAAAAAAUCUUGUGUUCCUUGAACCUUUCUGCAUACGAGAAAAA